AUGCUGUCCCCUGCAGCCACUGCAGUUUGCACCAGUGAUCCCCGGUCAGUGAUAGUGCCGCGAAGGCCAAACCAAAUGCUGGUUGAACAUGCAAGAUUUAUCAACAAUGCCAAGUACUCUCGACUCGUAGAGUCCCGUAGAUUUGCUCCUGUUACUAGGAGAUCAGCUACUGUUCCAUCUCUUACAAGGGACCAAGACCAUGUUGAGGGACACAAAAAGGCCUCCCAAGUAGCUUCUUCAGACCAUGUCUUUCAGGUAAGUUUUAGAUCACUUUUAGCUGAUGUACCAUGCUAUAUGUAG
Ilex paraguariensis (yerba mate) is the source of this 300-nucleotide messenger RNA. The record is from the annotation of a GenBank genome assembly. NCBI's taxonomy places the organism in Eukaryota, Viridiplantae, Streptophyta, Magnoliopsida, Aquifoliales, Aquifoliaceae.